Cylindrotheca closterium is the source of this 1767-nucleotide messenger RNA. Lineage: Eukaryota; Bacillariophyta; Bacillariophyceae; Bacillariales; Bacillariaceae. The record is from the annotation of a GenBank genome assembly.
AUGUAUUGCAUGGGGUUCUCGACUCCAGUGCGGAGGGAGGCUGAGCCUUCUGGCCAGUUCUAUCCAAGUAUCGACAAACAAGGCAAAGCUGUCGAUAACAAAGUCGCGAUUGGUCCGAUCCUUGGGCUGGAUCAAACAAGUUUACUGAACGCAUCUUCUCAAAUCGUCCCAAAUCAUGACCAUGGGCACAAAAAUGAGUUGCGCAGUCUACGGAAUGCAGGAGGACAUGUUGACCCAAGCAACUGGUUCCAAAGAGAGAUGGACACCGCGAGUAGUAUACACCUGAACAAAGGAGAAAAUCAGCACACAAUAGGGGUAGGGGUUGAGGAUAAAUUUCAUAUUGUGGGAAUGGAGGUACUUCUUGAAAAUGAACAGACUCUCCGGAAUCAUGUCCCUUUUGAGACUUGCGAAGCACGAAAUGAUCGUGGAAGUGCAAAAAGGCUGGCAAUGGACCUGCAGAAGACCUCAAGAAUGCUGGAAUGCGAGCGAUCUCAAAGGCAGGUACUUAUGUAUAGGAUAGACCAAAUGGACAAGCAACUGCAGGAAUUAAAACGAUCAGAGACAAGAUCAAACCAUUUCAGAAACGGGGAUUCAAUCGAGAGCCAAAUCGAGGAUUUCAAUGCAGUCAUUCAAAACCAACAACUAGAACUCAACGAUCAGAGAGCAAGAAAUCAAGAGCUACAAGAGGAACUAGAGAAUGCCAAAACUCAGAACAAGAAUCUGAUUCACCAGAUGAGGCUACUUAUGUUUCUUCAUAUUCCUCAAGUUUCUGGGAAGUACAAAGAUGUUGGCUCUGUUAACUACGACAUUUCGGAGAGCUGGACGCAAGUCGGCAAGUACCAGCUGGGGAAAAAGAUUGGAGAAGGACACUAUGGCAUAGUUCAGGCGGGGGUUGAUUCUGUUACACGCAAUGAGUACGCCAUCAAGAUCCUUAGCAAAGAAAGGAUGAGCAGAUUCAAAGAUUUGCAACAGAUUGCUAUGGAAGUUCAUGUGUUGAAACACUUUGGACACCCGAACAUCAUUUUCCUCAACGAGGUCAUCCAUGCUCCUGAUAAUAUCUACUUGGUUUUGGAGCUUUGCUCCAUGGACUUGCAUUCGUAUCAUACGACGAUUGGAUUGACUGAAGACACGGCAAAGCAAGUGACCUUCGGGAUUUUGCGUGCACUUGAGCAUCUUCAUAGCAAUGGAAUUUGCCACCUUGACCUGAAACCAGAGAAUGUUCUUCUUUCUCGGUCCGUUGAUAUUAAGAAACUAUCGUACGAAGACAUUCGACUUUGCGACUUCGGGUUGGUGAAUAUGGCCCGAAAACCUGAAACAUCGAAAGAAAUCAUACGAAAAGGCUAUGCAUGUGGUACGCCUGGCUUUUUCGCUCCCGAAAUGAUUCUCGAGAAGAAGUUUGAGGGACGAACAGCUGAUAUGUGGUCACUAGGGGCAAUCAUUCUUGAAAUUACUCUUGGUUUCACACAGGAAUGGAUCGAUAGCUACGGGAAAAUUGAUAUGGGACCGAUUGCAUUUAAGGAGGGCCUGGAGCGCUGCCUUUCGGAAAUUCCGAAGGAGAAGUACCCGCUUCAUCAAGACCUGCUAGAUUUGAUCCAUUCGUCGCUUUCCAUAAAACCGGCAAACCGAAUACUCGCGGCAGAUGCAUUGAAGCAUCCAUGGUUGGGCUCUGUGUUUUCCAGCUUGGAUGAGCGACAAGACACCCAAAACAGUCAAAAACGCCCAAACAAAGAUGAACAGCGACCUCUGAUGUUUCCUGACCUCAUAUAG